This is a messenger RNA of Drosophila ananassae, 3131 nucleotides long. It is a transcript of the gene Drgx, whose product is annotated as homeobox protein aristaless. The transcript is spliced from 8 exons. Gene Ontology annotation, molecular function: RNA polymerase II transcription regulatory region sequence-specific DNA binding; DNA-binding transcription factor activity, RNA polymerase II-specific. Gene Ontology annotation, biological process: regulation of transcription by RNA polymerase II. Lineage: Eukaryota; Metazoa; Arthropoda; Insecta; Diptera; Drosophilidae. The record is from RefSeq and is a predicted model, not a curated record. The coding region runs from base 632 to 2401 and encodes 589 amino acids.
UGGCAAGCACCGUUAGAUCAUUCGUAAUCAGACGUUCCACGCGUUCGGUUCAACCACCAUCCACACGAUAUCCCCCCCAAAUCAGCUGAUUGAAAAGUUCAAAACCCAAAAAAUACGAAAUUUGAUUCCUAGUGGAUAAUACGAUAAAAAGAAAUUCAUAUUCUCCGACGGAAAAACGGUGAAAACAGUAAAGGAUCCUUGACCUUAAAAAACAUUAUUAUUUAAUGACAUUAUAGUGCCAUCCCUAAUACCAAUCCCUAGUGUGUUCUUCCCAAAAAUUAAAACUUGCAACCCACAUCCUUCGGAUUGCGGCCUAUUGCCUCUCAGAUUGACUGUGAAAUUUGAAGUUGUAUCCUUGCAUCCUUUUGUGAUUUCUCCACACACUCUGCCUAAGAACUUUUGUGGAAAACUUUUGGAGAAAGUGUUUAGACGCUUGAGGAAAGUUUCUCACCUUUGUCCUACGUGUGUUCCGUGCUGUGAAAACUGCGAAAAAGUUUGAUUGAAAAGCCAAUUAGGGCCAAAGGAGCGCUCAAGGCCUGGAAAGGAUUUUCUUCUGUGACACGCUUGAAGAAUUGCUGCCAAAAUUUUCACGGACGGUAAUAAGCUCGGUCCUGCAGCCGCGGGCAGAGGAAUGUUUUGCUACCAAUGUCCGCCCGCCCUCCAUCCUUGCGGCCCGCAUCCGCCACGCCUUCCAACGCUCGACUAUCCUUUUGCGGCAACACAUCCUUAUACCAGCUACUCGUAUCAUCCUGCCAUCCACGAUGAGACUUUUGUCCGGCGGAAGCAGCGACGUAAUCGCACCACCUUCACAUUGCAACAGCUGGAGGAACUGGAAACGGCCUUUGCCCAGACCCACUAUCCGGAUGUAUUUACUCGCGAGGAUCUGGCCAUGAAAAUCAACCUGACCGAGGCAAGGGUUCAGGUCUGGUUCCAGAACCGGAGGGCCAAGUGGCGCAAGGCUGAGAGGCUAAAGGACGAGCAGCGCAAGCGGGAGAAUGGGGAGAGCUCCAGUUCACUGGAUAAGCUUCAUGACUCUCGGGAAUCCUCGCCAGACAUCACGGGCGAAAUAGACGACGACAUGGACGACCUGCCGCCCCGCCAGCGAUCGCACAGUCCUUUGCCCAAUGGUGGCCUGGAACAGCAGCAUUCCCUUUCCCAUUCCCGCAGUCCUGGCGGUGGCAUGCAUCUGGACUCCAGCGACAAUGAGCGGCCCCUGUCCUCCAAUCAGCUGACCGCCACGCCCCACUCCGCCUCCCAGUCCCUGGGCUCCAUCAGUGCCGGCUCGCCGUCGCCGUCGGGUCUGAGGGAUCGCAGCACGCCCAUGGCUGGCGGUGGUGCCGGACCAAGUAGUCCCUCGAACUCCCGUAACACAGACUCCCCCAUAGAAGUGGGCGGGCCCAUGUCGCUGACCACCGGCUCCAGGAUGACCGGAGGUCCUUCCUCCAACAACUCGGCAUCGUCCACGCCCACGCCCACAACGCCACACGCCCCCCAACUGCCGCACUCUUCGGCAGCGGCGGCCGCCGCCUUUGGAAGUCAUAUUUUCGGAAACUUUGGAGCCGGCAGCAGUGCCUCCGAUAGCAAUUGCGGCUUCCGUCCGGUGCUCAGCGAACAGAGCGCCGUGGCAGCUGCGGCGGCGGCAGCGGCGGCCCAGCGCACCGCCAACCACCCACCGCUCUUCCUGCCGCCCCACCUGGCCGCCCAGUUCACCCAUCAACCCCUCUUCCCCGGCCUGAAAGGUGUCUCGCCGUUCCAGAGCCUGUGCUCCUGCUGUUCUCUGAAACCGCCUCCCCCGCCGCCCACCUCCUCGGUGGUGGCGCCACUCAGUGUCCCCGUCAGCAGCAGUUCGGCAGCUAGUUCGCCCGAGUCUCCCAAGUCCUCCGGCCAAAACUCUGGACAUGAUCCUCGCUCCAAUUCGGUGGCCGAGCUGCGUCGCAAAGCCCAGGAACAUUCGGCGGCGCUGUUGCAGUCUCUCCAUGCGGCGGCGGCUGCAGGAUUGGCCUUCCCGGGCCUCCACUUGCCGCCCCUCUCCUUUGCCCAUCACCCCGCCCUGGGGCAGCAUGCGGUGAAUCACAACAACAACAACACUCUGAGGAUGAAGCACGAGGCGCAGGACAUGACAAUGAAUGGCUUGGGCCCGGUGACAGGAUCAGGAUCAGGCGUCACAAUGCCAGGAGCUGCAUCGUCGGCGGCUCUCUUGGACCUAGCCGAGUCGGCGGUGGCAUAUCAGCAGCAACAAUCGCAACAUCAACAUGCAACACUUUCGCCCCCAACCACGCCCACUCAGCCAGCCGCCGGGGGUGUGGCAGCCACUGAAGGAUCCCCAGGGCUAGGGGCAGGUACUGGUGGAAACUCGAGCAGUUCUUUCAACGGAAGUGCGGUGCUAACCAAAAGCGAAUAAUUUGAAGAAGAAUAAUUGUGCAAUUUCAGAAUAGGUCCGGGCCUCCUCUCAUAUUUUGUUGGAUUUUAGAAAAUUUAACUGUAGCUUUUAACUUUCAGUGUAAAUGCCUUUUAUAAUUUCAACAAAGCUUUCUUCGCAAUUUCCAACAAAAUCUGAAAGAAAGAAGCCUGUUUAAGAAAAUUAAAAUUAAUUCUAAAAUGAAACUAAACUAAGCUAGGCACUAGUUUAACUUUAUUUUAAUCAAAAAACUAAAUACAUUUACGCAAAAAAUAAGGAAAACUAAAAAAAAAUAUAAAAACACAUUAUAAAUAUAUAAACAAGCACUUGAAACUCUAUAUAUAUAUUAAAGAAAUAGGUAGAAACUUGCUUUUUGUUUAAGAAAUGAUUCAAAUAGAUGGUUUCUUGGACCGAUAACCUCUGAUCUAAUACGACAUCAUCGGCAACAGAAGCAGCAGACGUUCAAAUGAUUAACAAUAUCAAUUAACAAGCAUAUGCAUAUGAACACUAUAUAUAAAAAAUAAAUAAAAAAAUAUAUAUAUUUCAAUAAAGAUCACAAUAAAAUAUGUAAAACACUAACAAUAUAUAGAGUUAGCUAACAAAUCAUACAUAGCCUAGCCUAAUCACACUGAAUCGGACACUAAUUAACGUAAGCGUCAACCAAUAUUAAUUAAAGUUAAACAAGUUUAUGAAUAAAAAAAUAAAGAUGAACAUAUUAGGAUACAAAAAUCAC